Gavialis gangeticus (Gharial) is the source of this 511-nucleotide messenger RNA. RefSeq names its product major intrinsic protein of lens fiber (gene MIP). Gene Ontology annotation, cellular component: plasma membrane; apical plasma membrane. Gene Ontology annotation, biological process: transmembrane transport. The record is from RefSeq and is a predicted model, not a curated record. The transcript is spliced from 3 exons. The annotation marks the transcript as partial. Gene Ontology annotation, molecular function: water channel activity. NCBI's taxonomy places the organism in Eukaryota, Metazoa, Chordata, Crocodylia, Gavialidae.
CAACAGAUACACCCGAGCCUGAGCCUGGGCCAGGCCACAACGGUGGAGCUCUUCCUGACGGUGCAGUUUGUGCUCUGCAUCUUUGCUACCUACGACGAGCGGCGCAAUGGGCGCGUGGGCUCCGUGGCCCUGGCUGUGGGGCUCUCACUCACCCUAGGCCACCUUUUUGGGAUGUACUACACAGGCGCCGGCAUGAACCCUGCGCGCUCCUUCGCGCCUGCCAUCCUUACUCGCAACUUCACCAACCACUGGGUGUACUGGGUGGGCCCAGUGAUUGGCGGCGCUGUGGGCGGCCUGCUCUACGACUUCGUCCUGUUCCCGCGCCCGCGGGGCAUGGCCGAGCGCCUGGCCAUCCUCAAGGGCGAGAAACCCGCGGAGGCCGACUCGCCCCCGGAGCCACCCGGGGAGCCCCUGGAGCUGAAGACGCAGGCGCUGUGAGCUGCACCCAAGCAGUGCCCCACGCACACACCUGCCCCCCGCCUGGAGGGGGCCCAGCCUGGGCCCUGGAGGA